Molecule: messenger RNA, 2911 nt
Organism: Bombina bombina (fire-bellied toad)
Lineage: Eukaryota; Metazoa; Chordata; Amphibia; Anura; Bombinatoridae
Gene: TTC7A
Product: tetratricopeptide repeat domain 7A
Exons: 20
Coding region: 91-2622 (843 amino acids)
Biological process (GO): phosphatidylinositol phosphate biosynthetic process; protein localization to plasma membrane
Cellular component (GO): plasma membrane
Molecular function (GO): protein binding
Source: RefSeq, a predicted model, not a curated record
GCUGUUGCACAAGCUGUCACACAAGUGGCUGAACUACUUCAGGAGCUGUGCCCCCCUCACCGUGGGAUUCCCUCUCUGGAAUGACAGAUCAUGGCUUCUUCUAGGCUGUCACUUUCACAUCUAAAGCAGGAGGCAGAGAUUGAGCGCUGCAGAGCAGAGUGCCAAUGGGAUAGGAUUCUGGGUCUGGUCAAGCAGAUGUCUCCCAAAUCCAAGGACAGCUCUGAUGACUUUGCAAAUUUACUGCAUGCUGAAGCUCUGCUGGAACUGUGUCUAAAAGAAAAUGCUGCCAAACUUAAAGGCUCCACUCCAUUAAUGGAAAAGAAAGAGCCAAAAUUAAAUCAAGCCAAGAAGUAUCUAACUGAUAUUCUAAACAGAGGCAAACUACCACCAAACUAUAUGAGAGAAGCUAUGCUCAUAUUAGGAAAAUUACACUAUAUUGAAGGAUCGUACAGGGAUGCCAUCAGUAUGUAUGCUCGCACUGGAAUUGAUGAUCUGUCAUUGGACGAUAGGCCUUUGUAUGAGAUGCGCCUUAUGACUGAAGCUUUUCUUAUCAAAGGUUUGUCCUUGGAACAUUCAUCUGCAUCAUUUUCCUCCCGUGUGCGUUUAUCAGAAAGGGAAGAAGAAGCUGUAUCUUGCUUUGAGAAAGCUAGUUUGAUUGCACAAGUCUACUUGCAAGAAUUGGAGAAGAGCUCAUAUAGCGGGCAUUCCAGGAAUUCAAAAGGCAGCACUUCCAACCAUGACUUUGAGCUCAGCUAUUUUCUUGAAGCUGCCCUUCAAAGUGCGUAUGUGGCACAUUUCAAAAGGGGAAAUGUUUUCAAAGGAAUUAAAGAGCUCAGAGAUGUUUUGAGAGUGGUGGAGACAAAAGCUACACAGACCUUCAAAAUGGCAGCAACAAAACAGCUCGCCGAAGUUCUGCUACAUUCCUUAAGUGAGAAUUGCUACUGGAGUCCUUUGGAAAGGCCUUUGCCAGAGCUUAUGAACAAAGAGGAAAAAUCAUUCCCUAUUACCAGUCUGCGCCAAAAACCACACAUUCAUACAGGAGAAAAUAUUUAUUGCCCGCAGGACAACAUUGAAGAGGCACUUCUGCUACUUUUGAUCAGUGAAUCAAUGGCAAACCAGGAUGCAGUUAUCAGCCGUGCACCGGACCAAAAAGAAGACCGCGCAGUAAGCCUUAAGAAUGCCUCUGCGGUAUAUGAUCUUCUGAGCAUCACGAUGGGCAGAAGAGGGCAGUAUGCCAUGCUCUCUGAGUGUUUGGAAAGAGCAAUGAAGUUUGCAUUUGGGGAAUUUCAUUUGUGGUACCAGCUGGCAUUAUCCAUGAUGUCAUGUGGGAAGUUUGCUUAUGCAGUUUCGGUGCUCAAAGAGUGCACUAAGCUACGUCCUACGGAUCCAACAAUCCUUCUCCUUGCUGCCAAGGUCUGCAUUGGAUCACUACACUGGUUGCAAGAAGCAGAGCAGUUUGCAAAGAUUGUGGUUGAUAUGGGAGAUGAUGCAGGAGAGUUUCUUGCUAAAGGGUUUUUGGCCCUUGGACUGGUUUACAGCCUUCAAGCUACUGAUGCUACACAGAAAAGCACUCAAGAUGAUUUAAAUAAGAAGUCACUUCAAAUUUUACAAAGAGCUCAUGAACUAAAUCCCGAUGACCCCCAAAUUAGUUUCUAUGUGGCAUUACAGCUGGGCCUGGUAAGACAGGUAUCAGAUGCAAUUGAUCACCUUCAAGAAACAAUAAAACAUUACAAAGAUGAUAUACACUCCCUUCACUUGUUGGCACUUUUAUUCUCAGCACAAAAACAAUAUCAGCACGCUUUGGGUGUUAUUCAGAUGGCUCUAACCGAGUAUCCUGAAAAUUUUAGUAUAAUGUUUACCAAAGUUAAACUGGAACUGGUACAUAAAGGACCGGAAGACGCAAUAGUGACAUGUAGACAUAUGUUAUUCAUUUGGCAGAAGCUGUUUAAUUUUUCACAACUGAGUGAAAGUGAAAAAGAGAAUAGUUUAGCUGAUGUUCCCCUCUCAAGGAAACACAGUGGAAUGCACCUUGUACUUCCAGAUGCUUAUGACCCUGAAAAUGGUUCCCAGAGAGCUUCUUCAAUUGCAGCUUCACGUUUAGAGCAAGCCAUGUCAGAGAUAACCAUGCAUAGUAGUGUGCAGAAGCAGGGUCCGUUGCACCAAUGGAUAACUCUUGAACAGAUAUGGCUCCAAGCAGCUGAAGUUUUUAUGGAGCAGCAGCAUCUAAAAGAUGCCGGCUUCUGUAUCCAAGAGGCAUCCAGCCUUUUUCCUACAUCACACACUGUGCUGUACUUGCGUGGGAGGCUCGCUGAGAUGAAAGGCUGUUUGGAGGAGGCUAAGCAAUUGUAUGAUGAAGCGCUAACAGUAAAUCCAGAUGGAGUGAAAAUUAUGCACAGCCUGGGACUUAUUUUGAUGAAGCUGGGGCGGCAGGAUUUAGCAGAGAAAUACCUGCGAGAUGCAGUACGGAUUCAAUGCUCGUCUCAUGAAGCUUGGAAUGCGCUGGGGGAGGUAUUACAAGCUCAAGGAAAGCAUGAAGCUGCUGUUGAAUGUUUCAUAACUGCCUUGGACUUAGAAUCAAGCAGCCCUAUUGUCCCAUUCACCAUCAUACCAAGAGAACUUUAGAGCUCAUAAAAAUUCUAGUAGACCCCUCGUACUGAGACCAAAGCAAUUGCCCUUCUACCAACUGCCUUUUAUGCAUUUAACUUUUUAUUCUGGUCGUAAACUCCACUUAGAAACACUCCAGUGCUUUUUCCAGACAAUACUGUGACUUUUUUAGUCAGGGACUCUUAUACAAUUAUAUUUAUGAUUUGUUUCAAAUCCAAUUUUUAAUGGAAACCAAUCACUCUCAUUUUUAUAAUGUUUAAAUUCAGUUUCUUACUUAUAAUGUUUAAUAAAAUACUUAAUAUUUGUA